Messenger RNA from Paraglomus occultum, 1422 nucleotides. The record is from the annotation of a GenBank genome assembly. NCBI's taxonomy places the organism in Eukaryota, Fungi, Glomeromycota, Glomeromycetes, Paraglomerales, Paraglomeraceae.
AUGAAAGCCAGAACGGAUAUACGUUUUAUGACUACGGCAUUCAUUUGUCUUUUCCUAGUCUUGGGUUUUGUGUCGUGUACAACGCUGAAUUUAAAUGAACCCAAAACGUGGUCUACAGACAAUUUAAAACUAUGGCUGGCCGAACACGACAUAAAUUUCGAAGGGAUUACACAAAAGCCAGACCUGGUUAAUUUAGUGGAAAACAGUCGGAUAACAACAAAACAAACUUGGGACUCUGUGGAUGAGGCAGUUGGCGAAUUUACUAAUCGUGUUGGAACGUAUCUGAAAGAACUCCUUAAUGAAUAUAAGGAUGCAUCGCAGAACGAUUUGCAAGCGUUCCAGGAUAAAGCUGCUAGCAACAUUGAAGAUGUGCGAGAAAGUAUUGGCUUAAACGAGGAUCAAAUGGCAGGAGCUCUCGAGAAAAUCAAGUUUAACCUCGGGUCGACCGAUGCCAAGAUCAACAAGGCUAUUCAAGACAUUGGCCGAUCAUAUGCUUUCGCAAAGUUAAAGAGGGAUGAAAUCGCGAGGGAAAGUCUCGGUCGAAUCAGGGAAGAUUAUAAAAAUUCAAAGGACGUCUCUACCGAUUGGUUAAAAGACAAAUGUGAAGACUUGUAUAAUAGUGCCGGAUUUGCCAAAUCAAGGAUUCGGAGCCAAUACGUUCUUAUUAUCAACGAUAUUCACGAACAGCUCGUUUCGUCCAAGGACAUGUCAGCUGAUCAGGCCAAGGCCAUUUGUGAUAAACUCUUGGCUUCCCUCGAUGCGACGUAUAAUACGACAGGCAGUAAAUUAUAUCGUCUUCGUAGAGAGCUGUACAAUGCUAUUGGUUCAUUAGCAUACAAAGUCGUUUCCGAGAUAAAGUCGCAAUUCGCGGCAAUUAACGACUAUCGCCAACUCACGCAGGACAGGAUUCAAAGCGUAACCGAUCAGAUUGGCCAGAAACUAGCGGAUGGGAAAGAAUAUACAGUAGAACAAGUCGAUGCUAUUAAGAAUGCCGCUGCAAAUUACUUGAGUAGGGCAAGAGACGAUGCCAAUUCUCUUACCGACCAGACUAAACAAACGAUCCUUGAAACGAAACAAACUCAAGAAAAUCGAUUCAACCGAUUGGCAGAGUAUUUGAGGGACACGUUUAAAAAAUCGCGCGAUGCAUCAUCGGAGCAGAUCUCUAUACUGCUUUCGGAACUUCAAGACAAGUUGGUGGCUACUCAGAAUUUGACCAAGGAACAGGCAAGGAUAGUAAAAGAGACUAUGGACGAAAAGCUUGGGGACGUGAAGGAUGCAAAGGACUUGUCUGAGGAGCAAGUGAAUAAUUUCAUUGAUGCUUUACGUCAGAAAUUUGCGGAUGCGUACGACGCCACUGGCCAAAAAUACGAAAGCGUUGCUUCAAAAGUAAAAGAGCAGUUACCGACAAAGGAUGAGUUGUAG